CCCUCAGGACAUUGUCCCUCCUUCUCCCCACCCAGGACGCCAUCCCUCCUCCCCCGCUCCCUGGGACACCUAUCCAUCCUCUUCCGCUGCCCCCUCCUCCUCCUCCUCUUCCCCUCACCCCACUGUCCCCUUCUUCUCGCUAGAACAUUGACCCUGACCCCUUCUGCUUUCUGGACGCUCCCUCCUCCCUGGUCACUGCUUUCUUCUCCUCCCUGAGACACCCCCUCUUCUGUCUUGUGUGGCCAUGGUGCCCUGGGCUUAGGAACUCUGGCAGAGUCCAUGGGGAGGGACCCAUGGUCAGUGGGGGAUACCAGGAGGGUGCUCCGAUGAGAUGAGCAGCUCCCUACACCUUCCAAGAGGGUACUGAGUUAGUGUCAGUGACAAACAUUACUGCUUGAGAGUGGCUCCUGGAGGGGCGCGUGUACAGUGCUGGGCCCGGGCCCUCCUUCUACCAAAUAAAGCAGCCCCCCAGCCAGCCUGGCCCCCGUGCUGCCCCCAGUUUCAGUUCCUGCUGAGUGACCGACUUCCUGGGCCGUCGGGCGCGAGCCUCGCCCUUCGUUUCCCUUCCUGCAAACCUGCUGUGUGCUCAGCCCUGGAGUUCUGGGUGCAAGUGAUGCUGGCCCAUAGCCACUCGCUCUGCCGUCUGCAGAGGCUUUCUGUGGGUUGUGAUCUACAGAGGCUUCCUGUGGGUUGUGAAUGAGCCGUGUGCUGAAGGGAGAAAGGACCACAGGCACCUUUGGGAAAAGCUCAUUUAAAUUUUAUCUAGGCAGUUGAAUUCUUGGGUUGCUGAGGUACCUCCCACAUGUGGAAUUGGAGAACUCUAGAGUUACUCUUGUGUUGUGCUUUUCCUGAUUUACCACCCAAAAUGCUGUGCCCAGAAUACCAUCUGCAUUGUUGUAUUUCCGCAGCCAGGUCACAUCAGAGGCUAGGGCUGGAGGGGCAAGCCUUGCAGCUCCCCGGAAUGCCCAGGACACAGUGAGCUCAGGAAACGUGUAACAGACCGCGAAGGCUAGGUGGUCCUUCCGUGUCUCUGCCACACGUGUUUCUAGAUAUGGAUCAGAAACUGUCCAACCUGGUCGAAGAGCUCACGACUUCGGGAGAACCCCAGCUGAGUCCUGAGAAAAUGAAGGAACUGAAGAAAAUUUGCAAGUCUUCGGAGGAGCAACUUGGCCGUGCCUACCACCUGCUCAUGGCCCAGCUGAGCCAGGACCAUGCCGAGAUCCGCCUCUCUGCAUUCCAGGCCAUAGAUGAGCUCUUCACCCGGUCCCACCAGUUCAGGAUGCUGGUUGUUUCCAACUUCCAGGAGUUUCUGGAGCUCACACUGGGCACUGACCAUGAGCAGCCCCUGCCGCCCCCCAGGGAGGUGGCCCAGAGGCUGCGGCAGGCUGCCACCCGGGCCAUCCAAGGGUGGAAUGAGAAGUACGGCGCGGCCUACAAGAAGCUGGCUCUGGGCUACCACUUUCUAAGACACAGCAAACAGGUGGAUUUUCAGGACCUGAGUGCGCGGACUGUGGCAGAGAGAAAGCGGGAGGAGGAGAAGCAGAAGCGCUUGGAUAGAAUCUACCGGGAGAAGUCUGAGCGGGCCAUCAGGGAGAUGGAGGAAAUGGCCGAGGAGAUCCGGCGCUGCCUCACAGAGGUGGAGAGCUGCUUUCGGCUGCUGGUGCCACUGGACUUUGCCACAGGCCUGGGCACCUCAUUGCCCACAGUGGGCUUCAAUGUGUCUAUGGAGAGUGCCUCUAGCUGGGCCAGUGCCGGGAAUCACGGAGACGAGGAGCAGCCCUGCUGUAGCAAGACCCUGCUUGCCUCUGCCGGCUGUCCAGGAGCCAGCAGUGGGGUGGGGCCCCCUCAGACCACCGCAGGGGCCAAGGACGAAGAGGAGGAGGAGGAGGACGAGGAGGAGGAGGACAGUGACAGAGACAGUGACCAGGAAGAAUUCGUGCGGUGCCAUGGGCUGGGUUCCCACAAGUACAUGCUGGAUGUGGAGCUCUCCUCAGACAGCCUGAGGGUGCAUGAGGAUGAGGACAACCAUGCCGUCAUCCAGUCAGCCCGGGAUGCGCUCAAGGUUAUCCAGAACAAGUUCCUGCCAGCUGUGCGCUCCUGGGUCCAGCUGUUCACCCGCGCGGGGAUCCAUGGCAGACACUUAGAAGCUGCCAUUGACCUGAAGGCAGAAUUGGAAACCACCCUGCAGCGGUCGGAAGAGCUGGACAUUAAGCCUGAGGAGGGGCGCCAGAGGGAGGUGGCAGCCCCAGGGGACGAGGAUGAGGAUGAUGGGGACUUUGUCGAGGUCCCAGAGAAGGAAGGGUAUGAGGCCUGCAUCCCUGACCACCUGCAGCCUGAGUACGGGCUGGAGAAGGAUCCUACUGCCCGGGGCUUGCAGGCCAGGAGGACAACAAGGCGGGACGAGGAAGCGCAUGACCCCACCUCUGCUGCUGCCCAGCGUCACCACCUACGUGGACACUCGCUCCCUGCCCCGAGCCCCAGGGCGCCUGUGGGACCCGAGGAGGCUGGGAAGCUGGCAGCAGAGCGGGCCCGGGCACCUGUUGUACCCUUUGGGGUGGACCUGUGCUACUGGGGCCAGGAGCAGCCGGGGAAGAUCCUCAAGUGUGACUCUGAGCACCGCUUCUGGAAGCCUAGCGAGGUGGACGCAGAAGUGGACAGUGCCGCUGUCUCGGAGAUGCUGCAGAGCCGCUCCAUUACCUUCGCAGGGAGGUUCGAGCCCGUCCAGCACCAGUGCCGUGCCCCGAGGCCCAACGGCCGGCUCUGUGAGCGCCAGGACCGGCUGAAGUGUCCAUUCCACGGGAAGAUCAUCCCCAGAGAUGACAUGGGCCGGCCCCUCCAGCCAGAGGACAGGGCCUGGGAGCAGAGGCGGCUGCAGAAGGGGGCGGGGCGUGCAGAUUGGCAGGACCCCGAGUUUAUGAGAGAUGUGGAGGCUGCCACUGGAGUGGACCUUGGCUCGUCUGAGUCCAACAGGAGCGCCAAGGGCAAGAGGAGGAAGCAUCCUGGCCUCACCGACCUGAAACGGCGGGCCGACACCGCCCGUGCACGUAUUGCCAAGAAGGUGUUUGCCAAGGCUGCUGUGCAAAGGGUGGUCACAGUCAUGAAUCAGAUGGACCGGAAGAAGCACGAGAAGUUUGCAAACCAGUUUAACUAUGCGCUGAAUUAGAGGGCCAGACGUGGGCCUCAAGCUCAACCAGUGGUGAGAGCUAAGUACUCUUCAAGUCUUCUGAGAUUUUUCACCAGCGUCCUUGGUCAAUCGGUGUCGCCAUUGCAGGCCACUGCAUUGUUCAACAGUAGCCCUGAUUGUUCUCUACAGACCCACACUGAGCCAGUUGAGUCAGGCCAGGAAAAAGACGAGCCUGGUGAGUGGGUUUUUUCCAGGUAGCAGCCAGACAAGUUCAGGAGUGACAGGUGGAGUUGAGAGGAGUGAGGGUGGGGUCUUGGGGUGCCCCAGACCCUGUCUUCCCCUCCCGGGGGCUGCUACGGCUCUGAGGCUGCUGGGUAUGGAGGCCACUGCAGAGCUGGAGAGAGGGUGUGGGCAUAAUCAACUGAAAAUGCCACAGGGUUUGCCUUCCCACCAAGAUUGAGCCAUUUUUCUAGGAUGAACCCUGCUUGGAUUGUUAUGGGUCUUUGGUUAAUUUCCAGAGUUUUGAAAAAGUUCUUUUUUCAGUUUUUCCCCGGGUUCUGUGGCAUUUCGAGCUGUCCAGAGUGCUGGGCAGGAAGACCCUUCCCCUGCCCUAUAUACUGUACUUCGCUGUCCUGCCACAGGUGUGCUUGGACACGCCCGUCUUCACACACAGCCGCACGUAUCUGUGGGCUGAGGCCCUGGGACUUCAGCUUGCUUUCCCAGAAACGACCUUGCAAGAACACUGACUUUGGAACCCUCCCUCCCUCGGCUUGGUGGCAAGCAUCCUGAUCUUUACCAAGCCCCAUGGAACACUGGCAUCUCAGGGCUAUUAUUCACUUGUCUUUUACGAGGCAGGUGUUGAGCAUUUUUUCAUAUGGUAAAGCGUUCUUCCUGGCUCCUUUUCUGUGAAUUGUAUGUCCAUAUCCUUUGGUCAUUUUCCUGUUGGUUUAUUAGCUUAUAUAAGUUGUAGGAGCUCUUUGUUCAUUAAGAAAAUCAGCUCUGGAGGCACCUGGGUGGCUCAGUGGGUUAAGUCUCUGCCUUCAGCUCAGGUCAUGAUCCCAGGUUCCUGGGAUUGAGCCCCUCAUCAGGCUCUCUGCUUGGCAGGGAGCCUGCUUCCCUCUCCCCCUCUGCCUGCCUCUCUGCCUACUUGUGAUAUCUCUCUCUGUGUGUCAAAUAAAUAAAUGAAAUCUUUAAAAAAAAUGAGCUCUGACAAGUUGCAAAUAUUUCCCAUCUGCUGACUUUGCUAAUAUUUUGCCACGUGGAAGUUCGUGUAUCUGUGUCCCUUCCCCCCUCAAAGAUUCUAUUAAAAACUUUCUGGGAGCACCUGGGUGGCUCAGUGGGUUAAGCCUCUGCCUUCAGCUCAGGUCAUGAUCUUAGGGUCCUGGUAUCAAGCCCUGCAUCUGCUCAGCAGGAGGUCUGCUUCCCCCUC
This is a messenger RNA of Lutra lutra (Eurasian river otter), 4553 nucleotides long. It is a transcript of the gene UVSSA, whose product is annotated as UV stimulated scaffold protein A. Gene Ontology annotation, molecular function: RNA polymerase II complex binding. Gene Ontology annotation, cellular component: chromosome. NCBI's taxonomy places the organism in Eukaryota, Metazoa, Chordata, Mammalia, Carnivora, Mustelidae. Bases 1052 to 3163 code for a protein of 703 amino acids. The transcript has 14 exons. Gene Ontology annotation, biological process: transcription-coupled nucleotide-excision repair; response to UV. The record is from RefSeq and is a predicted model, not a curated record.